This is a messenger RNA of Acytostelium subglobosum LB1, 1173 nucleotides long. RefSeq lists its product as hypothetical. Lineage: Eukaryota; Evosea; Eumycetozoa; Acytosteliales; Acytosteliaceae. Bases 1 to 1173 code for a protein of 390 amino acids. The transcript is spliced from 2 exons. Gene Ontology annotation, molecular function: protein binding. The record is from RefSeq and is a predicted model, not a curated record.
AUGGGUACAUCAGAGAGUAAAUGCAAGGAAAGAGCAUUCGAAUCAUUGAAGGGCAAAGAUGCAAACUUUAGGAAGGCCCUUAGGAAGUUAAAAAAGAUAGAUAUCAAUGAUAUAAGGGACCAGAAUGGAUGCACUCUGAUAAACAGGGCAGUUAGUCUCGGCCGUAAACAGCUCGUACAGGAGCUGAUAUCGGUGGGCGCCAACCCCAACCUGCCCACCAACACUGGCGUCACACCCAUCCUCAACGCGGUGCUCAACAGCGACGAGGAGAUGGUCUCGAUGCUGAUGCGCUCUGGCGCCAACCCCAAUGUGAUGGCGGUCUCGGGCGACACGCCCCUGGCCGUCGCCGUCAAGAAUGGCGACGCCAAGUUUGUCGAGAUUCUGUUUGGCGACUAUGGCUGGAGUGUGGGCAGCGAGCAGGCCGGAGGAGCAGGCAGCAGCAGCAGCAGCAGUAGUGCAUGCGCACUCGACGUUAACUUUACGGACAAGAUGAAGAUGACUGGCCUGAUGUGGGCAGCAAGCGAGGGUGACGACACGAUGGUCCGCUUCCUGAUCAACGCUGGCGCCGAUGUCAACAAGCGCGACAUCAAUGGCCGAACGGCCGUCUACAUUGCCAAGGCAGGCGGCCACACCACCACCGUGGCCAUACUGAACGAGGCGUUCUGCAAGUCAAACAAGGUCACCAAGCAGGUGCUGCCCACGCCCACACCCAGCAUUGCCAACAUCCAUUCCACCAUGCCUCUGGUCAUGGCGCCACCCGCCAAUCCACCACCUGCCAACAACAACAUCACCAAUAACAAUGUAGUGGCGACCACCAACACAGCCAACGCAAACAACGCCACGACUACAGACAGUCUGGCCUCGUCAUGGUCCAGCACAGACUCUGUGUUCAAUCCACUGGCACCCAUAUCUGGCAUUGACAAUGGCAUUCAAGAUCGCGACUCUGUCUCCAAUCAGCCCACAUCAUCGGCCAGCAUGCUCAAACCCAAUCGUUCAACCGACUACCUGAGCGAACAUAACAACAAUGGCAACAACCAUAAUAGUAGUAAUAGUAAUAUCAACAUCAACAACAGUAGUAAUACAACAGAUGACGACGACGACGACUACGACAACACAGACUACUCAACAACAACAACAACCAGCGCAUCAUCAGUUACAUCGAAGAGAGAAUAG